CAUACCUAUAUGAGGAGGACUUAACUUCCUGGGACCUGAGAGAUAAAAAUAACCCCUGCCAGGCAGUCACACAUAAACAAAGGGGCUGAGGCAGUAUGGCCCUCACAAAGGGGCUGAGUUUUUAGGCAGAGGUUGAUACAGUGAGCCUUGCUGCUUGCUUGCUGCCAAUCCAGGCCACAUGUGGCAGGCAUGUGGGGCACUCCUUGGCCACCUCUGGCAACUGAUUUGGGGCCACAUCUGGUGGGCGACACUGGGACAUGCAUGGCAUGUGUAUAGUUCAUUCAUAGUGAUAGUCGUGCUCUUCCCAGCCAGAGGUUUUGUGACCAUGGCCAAGCAAUAUCUACACAAGCCCAAAGAGACUAGCGGCUUGCUUCAGUGCCAGAAGGAGCUCGAGGAGGUGGGCCCCUCGCUCCAGUUCCAACAGGAGCAAAAGACAGCUAGUCCUGCAUACAUACAUGAGCUCGAGGAGGCUAGUCCCGUGCUACGAUACCUACAGCACCCUGAAGAGUUUACUGCCUUGCACCAACAACUACUCCAACCCCAGGACAAGGCUGAGACCUCCAUCCAGCAGUCGGAGGAAAUUAGUCCUGUGCUCCAGUAUCUACAUCAGCUGGAGGAGAUUGGUAGUAACCUGCUCCAGCGGGACAGCAGCCUCAUGUUUUCCUGCCCAAGGAAUGCCAGCAAAGUGCAGAGUGUGACUCAGGUGCCCAUGGACAUGGCCAUCCCAAUUCCUGCCGCCGCACAUCAUGAAACAAGGAAGGCUAAUGGUCCAGCAGAAGUCCCUGGGUUUGCAAACAAGGAGCAGGUUCCAUGCAAGGUGGCUGGGGCACAGGCUAAUGACAAAAGAUCCUCCUCAAGGUACUCCAGUAGGACUUGCAGCGACAAUUCCAAGAGCCCAACAGAGAAGAAAACAACAACAGGUGUGCCCCCAGUCAUGCCUGUGGCAUCGCCUUCCACACAGCAAAGCCAAACCAGAAACACCGGGAAACAGAAUCUCAAGCCCAAAACUCCCUCUGCGGUAUGCAUUCACUCUGGAUCACCCCAGAUCUCUGCAGGGAGGAAGGAUAGCCUGGAUAGCACAAAUUCCAAGGGAAUAGGGGAUCACCAAAAAGGGACACCCGAAAGCUCCCAGCUGUCUGCCAAAACUAGCCUAGAAGACAUGGAAGAUGGUUGCAUUAACUCAGAUGAACUAACGGGCAGGCAAUAUCCAUCUAGAGCGACAGGGCUACUUGGAUCUCCCCAAAAUACCAAUAAGGGCUCCUGUGAAGAUGAGAAAAAAGUCCAGGACAUUCUGAAUGCCCAAGAAUCACUGGUGUCAAGUGAGCAAGACGUUAAAGCAGAAGGAAAGCUCCUGAACGAGAAGACAGACAGCCUAAUACCCACCAACAUUAAGGCCAAGUAUGGCACAUCUGCAGUGGAGAAGCUGGUUUCUGAAGAGCAGGCACGCCGUGCUCUCUGUGAGGCCGGGCUGAUUCAAGGGCAGAAGCGACUCGGUGACUUAAGAUUCAAGAUGCUAGAGAAUCCCAUGGCUUCCUCACCAUAUGCUGAUUACUAUGAACUAGGUUACAACCUGAGGUCCAACAUUUUCCAAGGUGGACCAUUAGAAAGCAAAAGCCUUAUGAAGGAUUCUUAUACCCCAGAUGUGAUAAAGAGGGCGAUCCGGGACCCCAAACAUUGGCAUGGAAGGAAAACUGAUGAUUUAGGGAGAUGGUUCCAGAAAAAUGCCCUAAAUCUUAACCUGCAAAAGGCGCUGGUGGAAAAAUUUGGGGAGAAGAACAAAGGCGGCAAAUAAGAAGGCAUACAAGAGGAACACAAUCCCCUCUAGAAAAGAUACUUGGCUUUCCCUAGCACUGGAAAUAAACCUCCAUGCAGCCUU
Hemicordylus capensis (graceful crag lizard) is the source of this 1876-nucleotide messenger RNA. It is a transcript of the gene CIMIP4, whose product is annotated as testis expressed 33. The transcript has 6 exons. Bases 179 to 1792 code for a protein of 537 amino acids. The record is from RefSeq and is a predicted model, not a curated record. Lineage: Eukaryota; Metazoa; Chordata; Lepidosauria; Squamata; Cordylidae.